CACGUAUCCGUGGUAACUCGAUGAAUCAAAGGGCGCGUCAGCGGGGGACAACCGUCAGGGUCGUGAGAUCAGAGUAGUAAUUGGAGGUGAUUGGCAUGCGCUCUUGGAUCCAACAAAUCCGGUUCGAUCUCUGCUCACAACCGCUGCUCAACACUCGACCGUUGUCUCCGUCGUAUACGUGGAACGUGAAACGAAGGUAACCUGCGUACAAUUUGCGGCGUAAUCUUCGGAUCGUCUCUCCUUCCCUUCCCCGCGUUCGUUAUCAUGGGCAACGAGAAGGAGGUGGAUAUCAUUAGCGUCGCGCGGAGAUCCGAGAAGAAGACUCUGCUCGAGAGAUACAACAUACCGGUGGAACACUUCACGUACGAAUUUAUAUCGCAGUGCACCGACGGGAGAACACUGGAGCGCAUCGUUCUCGUCUUGCGUUCUGGGGAAGAGGGAGAGUAUCCAGAUUUGACGAAGCACGCGGAGGAGCGCCUCGCUAGGAUUAAACCGACGAGCGCAGUUCUGAGGAAGGUGGAGGCAGUUUUGAGACGAAAUAUGUUAAAUGUGGACGAACGGCAGGAAAUCGACGACGACAUGAGCAAUUGGGCGUGCGAGAUGCAAUCGCGCGAGAAAGAUUUAGAAGAGGGGAAAGCCAUCCUUGCCAACGAGCCCUGUCUGCAACCGGAAAUUCGAAAGAUUAAAACUAAUGACACAAAAGAUAAGAAGAUGAAGAUGAACGAGAAAAAACGCGAUAAGCCCAAACGAAUCGCCGCGUGUGACUAUGAGGCUUGGAAUAAAUACGACGUCGACACGGAAAUAAACAGGAUAGACCUGCAGGACGAGCGGCGGCAGACCGAAAUGAAGGAAAUCCAGGAACAGCGAAAGGAACUGGAUAAAAUAAAUGAGAUGGCACAUAAAAUGACAGUUAAUAAACUUUCAUUAACCGGAACGGAAAUAAACGUAAUGGCGGAGCAGGAAAGAGAAAAGGGGAACGAAGCCUUCAGAGCGGCUGAUUACGGGGAAGCUCUUCGGCAUUACAACGCCAGCAUCGACGUAGACUCGAAUCUAAAUGCCUACAAUAAUCGCGCUAUGACAUUUAUAAAGCUGCAGCGUUACGAGGAGGCGCUUAACGACUGCAACACGGUGCUCACUAUGGAUUACAGAAAUAUCAAAGCACUCCUUCGCCGGGCAUUAUCCCUGGAACAUCUCGAAAGGCCGCACGAGGCUUUAGCGGAUUACGAAGCUUCUUUAAAAUUGGAGCCAACUAACAAAGUGGCAAUAUCCGGUGUGAACAAGUUGAGAAAACCAUGUGACUCGAGGAAAAUAAGGAUGAAGAUCGAAGAUAUGAGCGACGACGACGAAAACAAGGGGGAGCGUAUAAAGACGGAGAGAACUGCGAGAGCGAACAGCAUUGAGUGUCCGAAACUGCGUGUUAACAACGAUAUAUGUUAUUGCGACAGAGCGCCAGGCUCGUCGCGAAGCAUCGCUACGAAGCCGCACUUUAAAGCGAGUUACUGCGUGGAAGCUGAGAGCAACAAAGCAGUCGCGGCAGCAUCAGCAUCAGCAGCAGUAGCGGAUGCCGCGGCAAAUAAAAGGAACGAGAAAACAACACGCGACUCAUCGAGCGGCGAUAAAUUAUCACCUGUUGCGAGGGAUUUCGGUGCCAGAAAUAAAACGACGAGAUCGCAAGACGCCGUCAGGAGCGACGAUAUUUUCACGAUUUCGCGCGAGUCAUUUCCCGGGCCGCGUGGCGCAAAGGGUAGACUGGAAAAGUCGAUUUUUUCAUGCGUGUCGUCGCCCAUGGGUAAAACGAAGCCGUCCACGGUCAUCAUCGAAGAGCUUCCGUGCGACGAGGCGUACGAGAAACCAAUGGCGGCGAAGGUGGAAACAAAGAAAGAAACGAGCCUGGUAAAAGAAAAAAGUGCAUUAACAAAGAAAUCCUGUACGAAUAACAAUAAGGAAUCGAUCUCUCUCGAAAAAGAGAGCAAGAUUAAAAUGAGCUUAACGCCCAGCAAAAUUCCGGCGGUUGACAAGUGUGAGAAAUCGAGGAAAACUGUCAAUUCUAGCGAAACAAAGGUGGAAGCGGUGGAAGUAAAGAAAAAGACGAAAGAAGAGAGAAAUGCGCCGCUAAGCAAAAAAUCAACCGCAGACAAGAGUAAUAAAAAGUUAAUUUCUCCUGAAAAGAAAGGCAAGACUAAAGUGGGUACAUCAGACAAAAUUAUAGCUAACGAGUGUCGGAAAGAUAGCACAUUGGAAAUGGAUCUUCGGAAAUUAGACAACAUCGAAUCUCCUUACGAAUUUCUACGUUUGUGGCAAUCUCUGAAAGACGACGUUAGUCUGGAGUUACGCGCGAAACUUUUGCGAUGCAUAGCACACGAGGACAUGAAUAAAAUCAUAGGCAACAAAUUGGACGCGGCAAUGCUCAGUCUCAUUUUGCGUUGCUUGGACCAACAAUUCUGCACGCCGAAAGAUACAGAGUUGCUCGCGAGUCUGCUGUACUCCCUAAGUCAACUGAGUCGAUUUUCCAUCAUUAUCAUGUUCAUGGAUUCCAAAGAUAAGCAAGCCUUGAGAAACAUAUUACGUUUCCUGGAAAAGGAGGAUUCACCCAGGGUCUCACAAUUACGUCAGAUUUACGUUACUUGA
This is a messenger RNA of Temnothorax curvispinosus, 2628 nucleotides long. RefSeq lists its product as uncharacterized. Lineage: Eukaryota; Metazoa; Arthropoda; Insecta; Hymenoptera; Formicidae. Gene Ontology annotation, molecular function: heat shock protein binding. Bases 265 to 2628 code for a protein of 787 amino acids. The transcript is spliced from 10 exons. The record is from RefSeq and is a predicted model, not a curated record. Gene Ontology annotation, cellular component: mitochondrion; cytosol.